GUCUGAAUGAACCGCUCGAAAUUUGCUUCGUCCGGGUUUCCUUCAAUUAUAUCGUCUUGUUGGAAUAAACACUUCGGAUUUACGGCUUCAUUUCGUGGUCUUUCUCUACAACCAAAAAUACCCUCUCCACUAUCCCUCAGGCAUCUGCUCAUCAUUUUGUGGCGCAACAAGCGACGUCCGUGCCAGCAGCGAAGGCCAAAGCAGCUCGCGACCAGGACCAACAACACUGCAAUCCGCUGGAGACUGUACUAUCCCCCUCCACCAUCAAACACAUAGACCACCUCCUCCCGAUCCUACUUCUCCUCCAAAGCUGUACUUGUGUUUUAAUCCCUCAAACCAUCCUCGUUCCCUCUUCAUUUCUUAGACAAGCGGAAAUCAUGGACGCCCCGAAUCAAAAUGACGAAUUCUACCCCAUCGCAGUGCUCAUGGACGAGCUCAAGCAUGAUGAUGUUCUCCUGCGGUUGAAUGCCAUUCAUCGCCUUUCGACGAUUGCCUUAGCUCUGGGACCGGAGCGGACACGCGAUGAGCUCAUACCCUUCCUAGACGAGUCUGUGGAGGAUGAGGAUGAGGUGUUGACAGCACUCAGUGAGGAGUUGGGCAACUUUGUGGAGUAUGUGGGAGGUCCUGAACACGGCCAUGUUCUGCUAUCACCAUUGGAGAAUCUGGCGGCGAUAGAAGAGCCACUGGUCAGAGAAAAGGCGGUCGAAUCCCUAAACAAAAUCUGCGACCAACUCACCACGCAGCAAGUCGAAGAACACUUCAUCCCUCUCGUCGUCCGCCUCUCAAAAGCCGACUGGUUCACAUCCAAGAUCUCCGCCGCCGGCCUCUACUACAACCCCUACCCUCGCGCCACCCCACCCUCCCAAGAACGCCUUCGACAGCAAUUCGGCCAGCUCGUCCACGAUGACACCCCCAUGGUCCGGAGACAGGCGGCCACCAAUAUGGCCAAGUUUGUCAAAACCAUGGCGGCGCCGGUAGUGAUCGAGGAAAUGAUCCCGUUAUUUCAGCAUUUGGCUGGGGAUGAUCAGGAUAGCGUGCGGUUGUUGACCGUCGAUAUCUUGAUAGGGAUUGCUGAGGCGGUGCCGAAGGACCAGCACAGCAGUCACGGGGUUCUGUUGACGGCAUUGAGGGAGUUGAUCUCGGAUAAGAGCUGGAGGGUGAGAUAUAUGGUGGCAGAUCGCUUUGAAAAGAUUGCCAAGGCUGUAGAGGACGAGGUUGUCAGCAGAGAUCUGGUUCCAGCGUUCGCCAAACUUCUCGGAGACACGGAGGCAGAAGUGCGGACUGCAAUUGCAGGACAGAUUCCUGGAUUCUGCACACUUGUGGACCGUGAAGUCCUGUUAAACGAGAUCAUGCCGAAGAUUGAGGAGCUCGUCAACGACCAGUCACAGCAUGUCCGCGCUUCUCUGGGAACUCAGUUGAGCGGGUUAGCACCAAUCCUUGGCAAGGAGGAAACCAUUUCACACCUCCUUCCAAUGUUCUUGAAUAUGCUCAAGGACGACUUCCCCGACGUCCGCCUCAACAUCAUCUCCAAGCUCGAACUCGUCAACAAUGUCAUCGGCAUUGAACUCCUCUCCCAAUCCCUCCUCCCCGCCAUCGUCCAACUCGCCGAAGACAAACAAUGGCGCGUCCGCCUCGCCAUCAUCGAAUACGUCCCCUUGCUUGCCAGCCAGCUCGGCGUCAACUUCUUCGACGAGAAGCUGUCAUCCCUCUGCAUGUCCUGGCUCGGCGACACCGUCUAUAGCAUCCGCGAAGCCAGCACCCAGAACCUCAAGAAGCUGACCGAAGUGUUCGGUGUCGACUGGGCGAGUGAGGCGAUCGUCCCCCGCGUCAUGGCGAUGGGCGAGCACCCGAACUACCUCUACCGCAUGACGACCUGUUUUGCCAUCUCCACCCUCGCGCCCGCGCUCUCCCUCCCCAUCAUCGAAACCCACAUCCUCUCCAUCCUCGAAAAGCUCGUCGCCGACGACAUCCCGAACAUCCGAUUCAAUGUGGCGAAGUCGUACGGGGUGCUGAUCGACAUCCUCAAGAAGCUGCCGUUCGACGCGGCGGCCCCGAACGCGUCGUUGCUGGGCAUCGAAAAGGAGAAAGGCGCCGACGCCGCCGCCGCGCUGCACGGGAGCCCCAAGGGCGAGGAGCUGAUCACCGAGAAUAUCAUGCCGAAUUUGGAGAAGCUGGGGCAGGAUGAUGAUGUGGAUGUGAGGUAUUUCGCGAUGACCGCGAGUCAUGUGUGGACGGGUGGGGACGCGAUGGAGAGCUGAGGGGUGUCGCGCAAAGAAAGAACGCAUGGUUCCGAGGGAUAAAGGAUGUCAGGGCAGGGAGGGCGGCGGUCUUGUGAAUGGAUUGUUCGACGUAGAGAGAGCCAAACGAGAGCACGCAAUCGAUGAGUAUUGGUCAAGUCAACACAGAAUUGAACGAGUGCCGGGUUCGAGUUUCGCUCUCUGGCCGUCACGAUGAUGGGAAGACAGGAGUUGGCGGCGACGGAAUUCCGUCGCGGAUGUUAAUUUCAUAUUCGGGUUGAAAGACUUGGUUCUUUUUCCUCCCUUCUUCCCCCUUUGUUUUCCAUUCCCUUAGUAUGAAAGUCGUUCUAGAGACGAGGACAUAAGUCUCCUGAUCAUACAGUGGUAGGGAACGAGACCCACUCAAUAAAGUCAUCA
Molecule: messenger RNA, 2654 nt
Organism: Eremomyces bilateralis CBS 781.70
Lineage: Eukaryota; Fungi; Ascomycota; Dothideomycetes; Eremomycetales; Eremomycetaceae
Product: MgPP2AregA, protein phosphatase 2A regulatory alpha sub-unit
Exons: 9
Coding region: 378-2258 (626 amino acids)
Biological process (GO): protein dephosphorylation
Cellular component (GO): protein phosphatase type 2A complex; cytoplasm
Molecular function (GO): protein phosphatase regulator activity
Source: RefSeq, a predicted model, not a curated record